GAUGCCAGAGGAUUGGGAUAAGAGGGAAAAGAUUCCAGAUGCAGAUGCAAAGAAACCAGAUGAUUGGGAUGAGGAAGUACCCAUGGAGAUACCAGAUGAAGAAGCUAAGAAGCCUGAAGGGUGGUUGGAUGAUGAACCUGAGGAGAUUAAUGAUCCUGAAGCCACAAAACCUGAAGAUUGGGAUGAUGAAGAGGAUGGUGAGUGGGAAGCACCGAAAAUUGACAAUCCUAAGUGUCUUGAGAAUCCUGGUUGUGGGGUGUGGAGAAGACAAACAAAGCGGAACCCAGCAUACAAGGGAAAAUGGC
This is a messenger RNA of Cuscuta epithymum, 305 nucleotides long. NCBI's taxonomy places the organism in Eukaryota, Viridiplantae, Streptophyta, Magnoliopsida, Solanales, Convolvulaceae. The record is from the annotation of a GenBank genome assembly.